AUGUCUGCGACAUCGGGAGCGUCAUCCGUUAGCUCAAAUCAGACAUACACGCACAAAUCGACGCUUCCAGUCACACUCGAACAAGUUCACUCUUUGUGCAUGUCCAUCCACCAUCUCCCACCGAAACUGCUUAUGUCAACAUUUCAUCAAUUGGAACACGGUCCCAGGUCCGAGUUGUUCAAAGAGCCUGUUGUCUGGUGGUGUGCUUGUCAUGGCACGAUGCUGGGGUCUGCAAUGCGCACCAACUUUUCGUACGUUGUGCUUCCAUCGGAGUAUGACCAGGAGCCUGGAUGUCUCACGCACGUCAUCGUCACUGGCUCUGCCAUCCCAGAAGUCGAAGACCGAUUCAAACAAACCUUGUGCUUGAGAGGCACCCCACCUACAUAUGCUCAGCAUCGGCUGACUCUACAACACGCCUUUUUGCGUGUUCCCCCAUUCCGCCAUGAUCAUAGAUGCUAUGAGGCCAUGCUCCUUGAAGAUACCAAUUAUGAGCUCCCCUUUUUUCAGUUGACCAUCAGUGCUUUGUUUAAACACUUUCUCCUCACCAAUGCUAUCCCGGUUAUGGACGUUAUGUUAAUAUCCUGGAAAACCAUCACUCUUGGAUCCCGUCAUCAAAAGGGGGAGCGAUUGCAGUGGGCAGAUCAUUCAUUCCACCUGGUCAUAAGCAAUGAGAGCAUGUAUGCUACUCUCAAUUCCGACCUUCUUUUCCCAUCUCGAGGUCAUGAAGAUUACGUGCAAGAUGAUGGGGAUUCUAGGGAUGGUCAAGAUGAGGAAAGGCUUGGGAUUUCAGAUGUCAGGAAGUGGCAGGCCAUUUUCUCUACCUCCACGGUCUUAUCUUUUUGCCGAAUGAUGUCAAGUGUUCAUGACAAGUUGAAUCAGGUGGUAUUUGACCAGGCAUCCUUCCGGGCACGAAUCAAAGACAACGGCCAGGGAGUGAACCAACAGAUGUGUUUGUUCACCCCUGUAUACCAGUCGUUCGCCUCUCCCAUGCACAACCACCGGGAAGCACUAGGGAUGUACACUUCUGAACUUAUCCAAAGAUUUAGUUAUCACUGGUUGUCAAUUUUCUGCCACCCGCCAUUCGAAGACUCUAUUUCAACAAACCUUGCGCUUGAGAAGCUCGAUUUACUGGUCUUCUCGAUACCGCUCACCUUUCUCUACGCGCAAGAUGAAGGGAACGCUAUGGAUGGCCAAGACGAGGAAAUGUGGUGGGAAUUUGGAUGUUGGGUUCCGAUAUGGGGAGAAGAUAAGACGCAGUUUUGGAAGGAGUGUUUCUUUAUCACGUCCGAUGAGCAAAAGAAGCAUAAACGUCUGUACAGCGAGGAGGAAUGCGCGGAGAUCCAUAUGCAUGAAACGAAGAUAUUCGAUCCUUCCUUUGUCAUGAGUGUUUCACAAAACCCUACCCUGCCGACAUUGAUUUCAGUCCAGUCAUUUCUGGGCCAAACCACCAUCGAGAAUGUAAAUCAAUGGAAGAAAACAAAGGAUGCAUCAGGAGAAAUGGUCGGACGAGAAUCCCUUAGAACGGAAUUGGCCAAAAGUGGUAAGCACUUCAAUAGAGUUAUACCACUUUUCAAGUUUAUGAAUCUCCCCAAGGUCACACUCUCUGCCCUCACUGAGACCGGUCAAGCAGAAUCAACCAUUCCAGUGCUGAAGCAACAGUCCUACACUGAUAGCAUGCCUGUCAUACAAUCCACUCUUGCUGACACUCCCUGCUCUGACCUUGUUGGGAUUUGGCAAUCCGGCAUCAUGCCAAAGUUGCUUAUUAAGGUAGAAGUCUUAGGAAAAGCAUGGAAGAUUCUAGUAAAAUAG
Desarmillaria tabescens is the source of this 1809-nucleotide messenger RNA. RefSeq lists its product as uncharacterized. The record is from RefSeq and is a predicted model, not a curated record. The transcript is spliced from 13 exons. NCBI's taxonomy places the organism in Eukaryota, Fungi, Basidiomycota, Agaricomycetes, Agaricales, Physalacriaceae. Bases 1 to 1809 code for a protein of 602 amino acids.